AUGUUCAUUACUCGAUGACUUUUCUCUACUAAUCAUAAAGACAUCGGAACUCUUUAUUUACUAUUUGGUGCAUGAGCAGGAAUAGUUGGCACAGCUUUAAGUCUCUUAAUCCGAGCAGAACUAGGUCAACCAGGCACCCUUAUCGGAGACGAUCAGAUCUACAAUGUAAUCGUAACUGCCCACGCUUUCGUUAUAAUUUUUUUCAUGGUUAUGCCUAUUAUAAUUGGAGGUUUUGGAAACUGAUUAGUUCCCCUAAUAAUUGGAGCCCCUGACAUAGCAUUUCCUCGAAUAAAUAAUAUAAGCUUCUGACUACUACCUCCCUCAUUCCUUCUUCUCCUUGCAUCUUCGACCGUUGAGGCCGGAGCUGGGACGGGAUGAACAGUUUAUCCCCCCUUAGCAGGUAACCUAGCUCACGCAGGGGCCUCUGUAGAUUUAGCUAUUUUCUCACUUCACCUGGCAGGUAUUUCAUCCAUUCUAGGUGCUAUCAACUUUAUUACAACUAUUAUUAACAUAAAACCCCCUGCUAUAUCUCAAUAUCAAACACCACUAUUUGUCUGAUCAGUGAUGAUUACAGCAGUGCUCCUUCUACUUUCAUUACCAGUGCUGGCGGCAGGCAUUACAAUGCUACUAACAGACCGUAAUCUAAAUACAACAUUCUUUGAUCCUGCUGGAGGAGGAGACCCUAUUUUAUACCAACAUUUAUUCUGAUUUUUUGGUCACCCUGAAGUUUAUAUUCUAAUUUUACCAGGCUUCGGAAUAAUCUCUCAUAUUGUUACAUACUAUGCAGGUAAAAAAGAACCUUUCGGUUAUAUAGGCAUAGUCUGAGCAAUAAUAUCUAUUGGUUUCCUAGGCUUUAUUGUAUGAGCUCAUCACAUAUUCACCGUAGGUUUAGACGUUGACACACGAGCAUAUUUCACAUCAGCCACCAUGAUUAUUGCCAUUCCUACAGGCGUAAAAGUAUUUAGCUGAUUAGCUACAUUGCACGGAGGUAAUAUUAAAUGGUCCCCAGCAAUAUUAUGAGCCCUAGGCUUUAUUUUUCUCUUUACAAUUGGAGGCCUGACAGGAAUCGUAUUAGCUAACUCAUCCUUAGAUAUUGUUCUCCAUGAUACAUAUUACGUAGUAGCUCACUUCCACUACGUCUUAUCUAUGGGUGCUGUCUUUGCUAUCAUAGGAGGCUUUGUCCACUGAUUCCCUUUAUUCACAGGCUAUAUACUAAAUGACACCUGAGCAAAAAUUCACUUCUCUAUUAUAUUUGUGGGUGUCAAUAUAACCUUUUUCCCACAACACUUCCUAGGACUCUCAGGAAUACCUCGACGAUACUCAGACUACCCAGAUGCUUAUACAGCAUGAAAUAUCUUAUCCUCAAUCGGCUCCUUCAUCUCUCUUACAGCCGUAAUUCUCAUAGUAUUCAUUAUCUGAGAAGCAUUCGCAUCCAAACGAGAAGUAUCUUCUGUAGAAUUAACUACUACUAACAUUGAAUGGCUCUAUGGUUGCCCUCCCCCAUAUCAUACGUUUGAACAACCAGUCUUCAUCAAAGCUUAA
This is a messenger RNA of Sarcophilus harrisii (Tasmanian devil), 1542 nucleotides long. Lineage: Eukaryota; Metazoa; Chordata; Mammalia; Dasyuromorphia; Dasyuridae. The record is from the annotation of a RefSeq genome assembly.